Arabidopsis lyrata subsp. lyrata is the source of this 1513-nucleotide messenger RNA. Its product is annotated as DNA ligase 1. The record is from RefSeq and is a predicted model, not a curated record. Bases 283 to 1341 code for a protein of 352 amino acids. The transcript is spliced from 3 exons. NCBI's taxonomy places the organism in Eukaryota, Viridiplantae, Streptophyta, Magnoliopsida, Brassicales, Brassicaceae.
CACUUUUUCUCAUCGGAGAGCUUCGAAGGGUUCUGAGAUCUCGCGGCUCCUUCGAUCUUCUCCGCUCAACUAUACCUCUGAUCUUCUCCUUAUUUCUACUGUAACUUCGUAGAUUUGAUUUUGGCGCGUUAUUAGAAACCCUUAACAUCUUUAAACCUACUCGAGGUCUCUCGUGAUCGAUCUAGGGUUUCGCGAGAUCUGAGAUUUCGUCUUUUCCGAUUCACCUUCACAAUCCAAUUUUUUUUGUUGCUUGGAUUUGUUGUUUGUGUGUAAUCUCGUAAGAUGUCUCGGUGUUUCCCGUUCCCGCCACCUGGUUAUGUACUGAACGGAACCCGCGAUGAGGCUGUGAUCGUAUCGAUCAAGGGGGCGCAGGAGAAAGCUAAGAAAGAACAAAGUAGGAAGGAGAGAAAAGAUAAGAAGGAGAAGAAGGAGAAGAAGAGGAAGGAGAGGGAAGGAAAGGAAGGUGUAAGCGAAAAGCACAGUCAUAAGAGACGGCGUAAAGAAGAAGGUGCCAAAGAUGGUCCGAAUCAGAAAGUUGAUCGUUUUCACAAACUAAAAGAAAGUGAAACCAAUUGUUUGGAGAAGAGCAGCCUUACUGUAGAACGUGAGCUGCUUCAGUCGACGUCCCAGAACUCUUGUGAUAGCACUCUUAACAGCAAUGAGAUAUUACCGAAGCAGAAGGAGAAGCAGCAGCCUCUCGAUGGUAGACAUAACAACAACCAGAAGCAGAAGGAGAAACAGCAGCCUCUCGAUGUUAGACAUAACAACAACAACGACUCUGAAAGCAUCAUUCGGAUUCGAUUGCCUAUUCGAAGGCAGAAAGAUCCCGAGGUGAUGAUGACCAAUAAGGAUCAAGAAAAACCAGGUCCUUCCCGGGGAAUAAAGUUUGAUUCGUCCCAGCUUGCUACUAGAGAGCCUGUUAAUCAACAUUCUUGUUCCACUUCUGCACCAGAACAUGUCUCAAAGCCACUAGAAGAGAAAAGGAAAGAUCCCUUUUUUAGAGGAAAACUCGGUAAAGAGAAGAUAUCCUCAUCCGCUACUCAAGAAACUUAUCAACCCCCUAAAAGCCUAUGCAAUUGCCCUCCAUCCAUGGUUUUGCAAUUCUUGAACGUAGUUGAGAAUUGGGUCCCUAACACGAUCGAAAGAAGAGUAGACCUCAUUAACUCUGAAGAUGAAGAAUGUUGGUGGUCCAAGAAGAAGCCAAGUAGCCCCACAGAAAUAUGCAAACAACUUAACAGAAACAGUGAGAUCAAGCAAGUAAGCAAUUCAAUGGGGUGGCCAUGUGCUCGCCUUUUACCAGAAGCUGAUGUCUACGCCUUACCUUACACAGUCCCGUUCUGAUAAAUUCAAAGAGCAGGAAGUUUUUAACAAGGAAUCUGGUCGAGACAUCCAUGUUCUGGACCAGACAUUUUUUGGUUUAGCCUUAAAAUUCCAAGGUUGUAUUAGAAGAACACAGUGUUUGUUAUUCUUUGCGGUUGGUAACUAAUAUAGUAAUAUCAGUAUUGCGUCUCAA